AUUCAGAUACCAUUUCAAUGCCCUCGAUCUCUUGUCGACUUGCAUCACUGUGAUUACUUGAAGUCACCGCAGUUCAUUGAUCGAUAUGCAUAUUUUUCACAGGCAAAUCAAGCGACGACUUAUAAGAUUCAAACUGAGCAUUAUAGAAGGCAUCGUAACUUACUGUUGCCAUCAGGGCUUGGCAAUACUAUGUGUGCACUAUACUGGCAGCUAAAUGAUGUUUGGGCUGCGCCUACUUGGUCCACGAUUGAUUUUGAUUUGAACUGGAAGAUGGCCCAUUAUGAAGUGCGUCGAUUCAUGGCACCUGUGAUCGUAGUAAUUUAUGCUUCGGGUCUGAAUGAUAUGGGAGUGACGGUGGUGAGCGACUUGCCCACAACUGCAGAAGUUGCUACCCUACAAGUUGAUAUGUUUGCAUGGACCAAUGGAUUUGAUCCUAUAUAUAGUGAGGGAAAAGCGGUCACCAUUGCUCCGCUCAGCGCAACGGAGGUAUCAUUAUCAGAAUCGACGUUGAAAUGGCAAGUAGGUGAUGCAGAUUUUCUGAUACGAGCCAGACUUUCCAAUAGCUCCGGUGACCUUAUUGCUCCAGAAACCGUACUUCUUCCGGACAAGCUUUAUGAGAUUGAUUUCAAUGCAAUUGGCGAUGUCUCGAUCACCGACUUCAAGGCUGUAGAUGAUCUAACCUAUUUGCUAUCAAUUAACGCCACUGGUCUUUCACCCUACACAUGGAUCUCAGUGUCGAAACCGUUCACAGGGUGGUUUUCUGAUAAUGCUUUCACCAUGACAGUCCCUACACGAGAAGUUAAACUUCACCUUCGCUACCCGGUUCAACUAUCUAGAGAUGACUUUCGUGUUUGCAAUUUGAAAAAUUGCGGUGUAUUGUAG
Molecule: messenger RNA, 882 nt
Organism: Ostertagia ostertagi
Lineage: Eukaryota; Metazoa; Nematoda; Chromadorea; Rhabditida; Trichostrongylidae
Source: the annotation of a GenBank genome assembly